CCUCCCGGAAGUGCCGGCGGAGCGUGUGCAUGGCGCGCGAGUCCUGUGUCUCGGAGGCUGGCUCCGCCGCGGCCGCGCUCUUCGGCUGGGGUGCAAAUAGCUACGGGCAGCUUGGCCUUGGCCACAAGGAAGAUGUGCUUCUUCCCCAGCAACUGAGCAGCUUCUGUGAGCCCGGGUGCAUCAGGACUGUCACAGGAGGUGGGGGCCAUUCUGCAGCUGUCACAGAUAGAGGAGGACUCUUUGUUUGUGGCCUGAAUAAAGAUGGGCAGUUGGGGCUCGGCCACACAGAAGAUGUUCUGUGUUUUACCAUCUGCAAGCCUCUCCUUGGUUGUCCAAUCAAACAGGUGGCCUGUGGCUGGGAUUUUACCAUUAUACUCACAGAAAUAGGUCAAGUUCUGUCAUGUGGAUCCAACGCCUUUGGCCAGUUAGGUGUGCCGCACGGCCCUCGCAGAUGUAUGGUUCCGCAGACCAUUGAGCUCCUGAGAGAGAAGGUUGUUUGUGUCGCUGCUGGACUGAGGCAUGCGUUAGCCACUACAGUGAGUGGCAGCGUGUUCCAGUGGGGGACUGGCUUGGCAUCUUCUGGACAACGCUUGUGUCCUGGGCAGACUCUGCCAUUGUUUUUGACAGCAAAGGAACCAAGCAGAGUGACAGGCCUUGAAAAUUCCACAGCAGUAUGUGUCGUUGCCGGAUCUGACCACUCAGCCGCAUUAACAGAUACAGGAGAACUGUAUGUCUGGGGCCGGAACAAGCAUGGGCAACUGGCUUCCCUGGCUGCAUUCCUUCUUCUGCCCCAGAGAAUAGAUGCACGAUGCUUUCAGAAUGAAAAGCUCACUGCUGUCUGGAGUGGCUGGACACACCUGGUUGCUCAGACAGAAACUGGCAAGGUGUUUACCUGGGGUCGAGCAGACUAUGGUCAGCUAGGGCGGAAGUUGGAGUCUCCUGAUGGCCAGAAACCCCACAAACUAGAUUCAUCUCUUGCCUUUUGGAGGCAGCAAAGCAGUGUGCCUUUGUCUCUGCAUUGCCUGACAGGAGCAGCCAAGAUUUCUUGUGGCUCAGAACACAAUUUGGCAAUAAUUGGUGACAAGUGUUGUGCCUGGGGCUGGAACGAACAUGGCAUGUGUGGGGAUGGCACUGAGUCCAAUGUCUGGACGCCAUCUCCAGUGCAGGCUCUCCAGUCAGCGAGACUCCUCCUUGUGGGCUGUGGGGCUGGCCACUCCUUGGCCUUAUGUCAGCUGCCAGCACACCUUGUGCCAUGCCAGGAUCUCAAGGUCACCUACCCACUCCACACUGCCACAGAGAACACUGAAUCUCAGGAUGCCGUGGACAAAGAGAAACUGGAAGGAUAGAUGAUCGGGAACUUCCACCCAGAGCAGUUCUGACCAGAUGAGCCACGAGUGCCCGUGAGAGAGCACCUUUAAUAAAGCGACUGAUCCCAACGAAGAUCCCUGGAGAACCAGAGCAGUGAGGAGGUGCUUGCCCACUGCUCCAAGAGGACUGAGCUGUGGAGACAACAUCUUUUCUCCUCAGCAGAUGCAAAUGAAGAAGGGAUCCUCACUAAAGGAUAUGCAAAGUGAAAACGACAGUAAAGAAGACUCCAGCCCCUGAGUGAUCUCAGCCCAGCUCCAUGGCUGUGCUCUGCUCCAGCGGCCUUUGGUCAGAAGACGGGGCUCUAGGAUAUAUUUAGAGCAGCGUACUAUCCCUUCUGUCCAGAGUCCAUUGCCUCUGGUACCAGGUACUGUGCCUGGAGACUCUGAAAGGAAGGCGCUCACAUCUUCACGACCAGGGCCCCAGCAAAGGCUUAGGGUCAGGUGGGGGGAAUGAAGUGAGGGAAGUGGAGAGCGUGCAAGGCUUCUGGGAACACCAGCAGAGGAUCCCAAGUGCAGACAGGGUGUCUGGAGCCAGGGAAACUCUCAGAAGAUGGAUAGGUCUUCCUCCAACCAGGCAGGAUUCUGGGGCUGCUGUAGCAGGUGGGCUGUUUAGUCUCUGAGUUGGGAUGCCUGGACUCUACUGGACAUUAAAGCUGGGGGACCUUCCAUCAACAUACAGUUGAGAGACCUCUAAACUACUUCCUGCAGAGUCUGGCAUGGUGGCACAUGCCUUUAAUGCCAGAGCUAGGUGCAUCUCCAAGAGUUUAAAGCCAGCCUGGUGUACAUAGCGUGUUACAUAGUGAGACCUGUUCUGAGCCUUGGGCAUCUCCUUGUAGACAGAGUACCACCUCCAGGUUCCUCUAGGCAGUGAAAAUUUUGUCUUUACAUUAUGUAUUGUGAGCUGCAUAAGAUUAUAUUUGAUAAGUGGGUCCUUAAGAAAUUGAAGAAACUGCUGAUCUUAUUCAACCAUUCUUGUUUUUCAUCAGGAGAAUAUAGUGGCUAUAAAAAGGGGGAAGGGUCAUCUCAAGGUCACGCACCUCAGGGUGACCCAACCAUAGCCCUGCGCUAGGCAACAGUGGAUAGGAAGUAGCUACAUGACUAGAAGUGGGUUCUUCUCAGAAAACACGGAUGAAGUCAGUUCAGACUCCACAGGUCUGAGCCUAGGCACUGCUUGCAGCUACAGUCUGACCUGCAACCCAGUGAUUUGAGUCUUGCUCCCGACUUUUGGCCCAGGAACUAUGCCCUGUUCCAUACAACCCCACCUCCCAGGCCCAGAGGCCUGUUGCAACAUUUGUACUCUGAUAUGCUCAAACCCACAAAAAUGGAGCCAUCACCCAGGGGUAAGCCAUACUGGAGCAAGCUCAAGGUUACUGUCUUCUAAGCUGAAUAGUUGGCAAAAAUCAGGUCAGAAAACAUUCCCCUGUGACCCAUACUGCCUCCAGUUUCCAGUCACAAGAAACAACACCGUCUUGCCCAGAAGCCCACAAGGCAGAGCUCCCUCCUAUCUCUUUCAGCACUGCUGGAAAAGCUCAGCGCCCUGCGCUUCUGCUGCUGGAACCCAGCACCUUAUUUGCAGGAGGCAGAAGUGUCUUUGAGUCCUGAAUAGGAUCAGCAUAUCAGCCCUAAGUCCUUUGAUCCCUCAGCUCAGAUGCUGACAAGUGUGUCAGAGCCUUCUGGCUGCAGGCCCAUGCAGGAAGGAGUGGCUCCAUGGCCCAUCACCUCACCUCCACUCCCAUCCUGCACUUCCUGAUGGCCGUGUGGCCAGAGGCCCUUCUUACUUCACUGCCUGUCUCCAGUGAGGGAAAGCACCUAUCGGAGAUGAAGAAGGACGUGUCUAGAUUUCCCCCCUGCAUCCUUUGGUGGCUAUUUGUCUUUCUAAGACUUUGUCCCAGUUCCCUUUCUGGGCAGUCCAUGAGGGAGCCAGCUCCUAGUCAGUUUAGAACUUAGCAAACUGUAAACGAAUGAUAUUCUCAGUGUCCCUGUGGGUCACCAUGGAGUGAGGAGGCUAACUGAGCAAGCCCUGAGAUCCCACCCUUACCCACCCUCAACUUUAUUACUCUGUUUACAGCUCUCUGAGAAACAGUCUCCAGGCCCCAUAGCUAUUUGAUAGUUCCACUUCACCUGCGUGUUAGACCCAUCAGGGGCAUAGGCGCUUACUUGAAUAAGAGCUCAUUUUAAAAAAAUACAUUUUCUUGAUUGACUAAGUAAAUUUGCCUUCAUUUCCUACCUCUGCCCCUCAUGAGAAGAAGAAUGACGCCAUUGUGCACUUGCAGGCCUUUGACCAGGCCCUGGAGUAAGUGGUGAAGACCCAGUAUGCAACAGCUUUGCCUUCCCUACUUCCCACACCCACUCUUCCCUCUGGUCAUGGAUACCCACCUUCCCUUGACACAUCUGCUAUCUUUGGCCAUACUGGGUCCUCACAUGCCUGCGAAGUCCAUUAAAAUAACUUCGGAUGGUGGGCUGGCUAGUCUUAUGUCAACUUGACACAGGCUAGAGUCACCUGAGAGGAGGGAACCUCAGCUGAGAAAAUGCCUCCAUAAGAUUGAGUUUCAGACAAGCCUGUAGGAUAUUUUCUUAAUUAGUGACUGAUGAGGGAGGGCCCAGUGCAUUAUGGGUAGGACCACCUCUGGACUGGUGGGCCUGGGUUCUAUCAGGAAGGAAGCUAUGCAAGCCAUGAAGAACAAGCCAGUAAGCAGCACCCCUCCUCGGACUCUGAAUCAGCUCCUGCAUCCAGGGUCCUGCCCUGUUUGAGUUCCUGCUCUGAUUUCCUCCAAAGAUAGACUAUGGUGUAGAAGUGUGAGCUGAAUUAAAAACCCUUUCCUCCCCGACUUGCUUGUGGUCAUAGUGUUUUAUCGUAGCCAUAGAAACCCUAACUAAGAUGGGUAGCGCGUCCUUGGGGACACUCUGGAUGAAGCGACGCUGUGGGAGGUAGUGUGGAGGAGCUGCAGGUCGCGUCAGAUUGCUGAGUGUGGCUGCUGCAAGUCCAGAGCUGCCUCACUGCAGCACAGGGUAGGCAGAGGCGAGGGCAGGCGGGGGAGGGGGCUGCUGGCCUAGAAAACCAGCUGAGGGAGGCAGUGUGAGCAUCAUCCAUUAGGGUAGCAGGGUGUUUCAGCAGGAGUGAGCUGGCCAGCUGUGGAUCAGGAGAGAUCUGGAUCAGAACAUGAAGUGGCCCCUUCUGUCACACCUAUGGCAUUCCAUGAAGGAGGGCAGGAGGCCAGAUCCAAAGAGUCCUAGAUCCAGAACCCAUAACUUCAGUAUUUCACCAUCAAGGACCAGCCCCACAAAGUCCUAAGCUCAAAACAGCACAACCUGAGCUCUGGAGUCAAACCACCCAGGUUAUGAUCUUGACUUCACCUUAGCUGGGAUAUGUGGCUUUUGUUGUUUUCCCUGUCUGCACUUUGUUAUCUCGGCUGUAGUAUGAGGUGAUUGGGCUGUUCUGAGCUGGCGUUAGGCAAUGUUUGUGAGAUGCUCCACACGGUAGAUCCCUCUAGCUGUGGUGUUCCUAAGCCUAUAUUGCAGAUGAUUCUGUUAUUCAGCAAAGCCCCAUCUUCCUAGCAGAUCUCUGACUCAUGUCGACACUGGUCUUAGGCUGCUUCACUGGGGUAUCCUGAGACUUGGCUAUGAGAUGCCUAGGCCCCUAGAGGCUCUACCAACCCCACCCCCUGGUUUCCUGCACUGGGUACCGGGAAAUUGAGACAAGCUCUAGAGAGGUGAGAAGCUAGUAGGUAAAACCCAUCCAUGGGCUCACAGACUCUGGCUGUGCUGGGAGGUGACAUCUUUAUGCUGAUGGCCCUGGGCAGCUUGCUGCCUUCUCCGGCCUUGUCUCCUCAUCUUCAGAUGCUCAGGGGCUGACUGUAUAACCUCUGGGGUCUCUUUCCAUAUGAGCAUUCUGAAAUUCUAAUGGAUGAGGAAGAAUCAGAUCUUCCAUUGCACCCCACACCCAAACCUGCAAGUGAGUUUCCCCAGAGCAGAUCGUACUCUUUCCAAGGUGUGUCUAGGCUGAGAGGAGUAUUCGAUUAUUCGAUGAGGUAGUCUCUAGACCAGGCUCUGCAAGUUGGCCAGGGCACCCAGACCUGACAGACCCAACGGUAGUCCUAGCCGGGAGGUGCUCAUGGCUGCAGAGGGCAACUAGAUGCUCCGACAUGGCUUAUAAUGCAAGGAUCCACAAGAUGAGGCAUAAAACCAUCCCAGGUGACCCCCACUAAGGGUGUGCUUUUGUCCCUUAGCCCAGCAGUAUCUGCAGCCCUACCCUGCAGGGAACAGCAUCCUCAAA
Chionomys nivalis (European snow vole) is the source of this 5640-nucleotide messenger RNA. RefSeq names its product secretion regulating guanine nucleotide exchange factor (gene Sergef). The transcript is spliced from 11 exons. NCBI's taxonomy places the organism in Eukaryota, Metazoa, Chordata, Mammalia, Rodentia, Cricetidae. The record is from RefSeq and is a predicted model, not a curated record. The coding region runs from base 30 to 1346 and encodes 438 amino acids.